GUUCAAGUUAUUGAAUUGUCACCUUAACAUCUUUAAUCCUCAAAUCCAAAUAGGCACCAAGAUUGAAUUUUGCCUAGACAAAAAACAAGUAAUCCUUAAUACCUAGUUUUUCUCUGAACUAAGCUCAUGUUCACUUUGGACACAUUUUCAUCGUCUUCGGACGGCCGCAAUCUCUUCAAUCAGGCACCACCCUCCUCUGAGAUCGUCAUUCAACUCCGAUAUGUGACAAUCACUACAGCUAGCUUUCUCUGGAAUUGAAGUAAAAUUCUACUUUCUCUGAGAUAGUAUCAUAAUACUUUAUUGAGAAGUAUGGAUUCUGAAGAGUCGGUAUCCAGCCAAAAGAGCCAGCCCCGCUCUGAUGCUGGGGCUAGGACAGAUCAUGGAGAUACUCAGAGCAUCUCGUCUAGUGGACGAUCUAAAUCCAUAUCCGACUCCAGAGAUUUCUCAGGCCAGGACAGUGUUGAAGAUCAUCGUAACAUGAUGAUUGCUAGUCUACUCGAGGACUACAUUCGCACUCGUGCCGCCGAGGUUCUCAAUGCUGCUAAUCCGGGUAAGAACUUCACCAGACAAUCACCGGAGAUCCAGCCGUUAGCCCGUCAACUUUUUACAGAGGCAAGCCGCAAGCUUUCAUCGAACGGGAUCAUGGCAGAGUUUGCUGCUUCCGAUGGUGGUAUAGGAACUCGCCGUCAAUAUUUAUCAGCUGUAGAUAAUCUAGUGGCUAAUUCCCAAACCCUUACUUCAAGUAUAUCCGAACCGAUGCGCGGCUUUAUCUCUCAAACGUCCCAGCUAACACUCGUUCCACACCCGGCUGAACUGGGUCUACAGUUGGAGCCACAGCAGAGUCACUACCAGUCCUCGUUUCGCGAGCUUGCUCUUCUCGGAAAAGGUGGUUUCGGAAAAGUUUAUCGAUGCUUCAAUCCAUUAGAUCAGAAGACGUACGCAGUGAAGAAGAUUCAGUUAUCCCCAAAGCUUGGGAAGAGAUUUCGCGAUGGAAGACUUGAAGAGCUUCAGCAUAUUCUACGUGAAGUUCAAGCUCUAGCCACACUAGAUCAUCCAAAUAUCGUCCGGUAUCACGCUACCUGGCUUGAGGAUCCUCACCAAUUUCCCUCUCCCUUCAUUAUGGACUCAAACGAUUCUGGAGCAAGGCCCCGUUCAAGCCAACGCCAACAGCUAUUGCUGAGUAACCAUCCCUUUUCUCAGGAUACCAAUGAUGAAUUCGAACCCGAACCCGAGCCCGAGCCAUCUAUAAGUGGGGGUGUAAUCUUUGAGAAAGAUACUCUCUCUCUUCCCAAUGAAGAAUCAGGUCACCAGCGCCAAUGGUUUGAACAAUCCACUUCUAGCCAUAGUGCCGCCGAGAGUCCGUCCCUGUCAAGCACUAGCGACAUAUUCACAGACGGUAAGAGCCAUCUGGAAAAAAGCAUUCGAACUCAUCAAAGGUUUGAUGCAACUGGCCACACGUUGUACAUCCAGAUGUCGCUAUAUCCCAUGACGUUGGCUCAGUAUAUAUCCAUCUCAUCCAACGAGUCCCAUGGCCCAAGACACUGCUUUCACCUAAUCCCUAGUCUUCGGCUACUCCAUUCUAUACACUCAGGGUUGCGAUAUAUCCACUCCAAAGGCUUCCUACACAGAGAUAUCAAACCAGGCAAUAUCUUCCUGUCCCUAACCGAGGAAGAGUCUCAAGGGGGAUACUGCGAUCGCUCAUGCAAUCCAUGCCAGAAAAAGACAGAUAAUGUGUCACCGCGGUGGAUCAAUGCUCGUAUCGGUGAUUUCGGACUCGUCGCCCAAUUAGCCCGCGGUGAAUUGCCCCUAUCAUCUUAUGCAGAUGAUGAUACCACGUCAGCAUCGAGUAAACGCCCUGUCGGUACCACGAACUACCGACCACCACCAUUCAAAGGCGCCGACGACGAAAAGGUCGACAUAUACGCCCUGGGUGUCGUGUUUGUCGAGAUGCUAUGCCGCUGUAACACGGCGAUGGAACGUGCCGAGAUGUUCAAAGGGCUGCAGCUUGGCCGCGUGCCGUCGGGUCUCGAGAAAGGUUUGGCAAGUGAGGGUCAUCCCGCUAAAGUCGUUGAUGAAGUCGUCUCGCUUGCAACCGAGAUGGUCCAUCCUAAUCCUCGUGAGAGAUGGUCCAGCUCCCAGGUAGAUAAGGCUGUUGAAAAAGUCCUAAGUAGACAUGAUAGUUCAUAGUUACCUUCCUACAUACCUAGGUACCAUUUGAUAUUGUAAAGUUGGUAUUGAGGAAGACUUUCUUCAGUCAGCCAACUUCAAUCUCCUCUCCUAGGCGACCAUAACUUACGCAAAACUCCUAUCAAAGUCGUACACAUGAUUAAACUUGUUUGCACAUUCGCCACAUA
This is a messenger RNA of Annulohypoxylon maeteangense, 2354 nucleotides long. Its product is annotated as kinase-like protein. The transcript is spliced from 2 exons. Lineage: Eukaryota; Fungi; Ascomycota; Sordariomycetes; Xylariales; Hypoxylaceae. The record is from RefSeq and is a predicted model, not a curated record. Gene Ontology annotation, biological process: protein phosphorylation. Gene Ontology annotation, molecular function: protein kinase activity; ATP binding. Bases 310 to 2187 code for a protein of 625 amino acids.